UAUAGCACCACCUGACUUUUAGAAACAAAAGCAGAUCCUCUACAGGGAAAAGCAUUUUCAAAGUGGAUCCCUAGGAUUCCCAUAGAUCCACAUCAACCACAUAUGAGCUCACAAUCAAAGCUCAUGAAUAACACAAAUAAGCCACCAUCAGCGAUAGCAGAAACAACAAACAACAGAUGCAGACCCCUGAGGAGUUCAGCUAUUGUUAUCAUCAGCUACAGAAUAUAAUAUAACUAUAUGUGAUACAUUUAAAGGAGUAAAGUUAGAAUCACAGAAAUGAGCAGACAACAAAAGAAUACAAAAAUUGACCAGGCAGGUUUGAAAAUGAAUCAUAUAGAACUACCAAAAGAAGCUGCCAAGAGAGAUGGGUUGUUUCAAACAGAGAAAGAUAGACAGCCAAGUUGGGAGGUCCUGUCGCUGAGACUGCCCAUGUAGGCUCCCUCUGUUUUUGCAGGGCAUCCCCAAAUGUUGAAGGGCUGUGCCACCCCGGAGGUCUGCCAUCUGCCAAAGAAUGCCAUCCUGGGCCUGAAGGAGUCUGGAUUUCAACUCACCGCCAGUCCUGAAUGCAUCCAGCUGGCUCUUCCCACACAGCCAGGACCCCAGGUGACUGCAACCCGAGCAGAGGCCAGGCGCACCGUCUGUUUCACCUGCUCGGACCCACACCACUGCAACCCCUUCCCCUGCCUGGCGGAGAGGAGCUACUGUCUUCAGACAUCAGGCGUCCUAGCCUUGGGGAACGGUAGCUCUGUCGUCUGGAGAAAUGGUUCCUGUGUGGCCUCCAAGGACUGCGAGCUCAACACCUCCAUCUCUGCCCUGACCUACAGUGUUGACUUUGGCUUCUGGGUCAACACCUCUUGUUGCCAAGGCAACUGCCAGGAGCCCACUCCUCUGGGUACAACGCCAACAGAGAACAGUCAGAUGGGUGUCCAAGGAGGUGCGCCUCUGCCAGCCUCACAAACUCUGAGCAAUUUCCUGUGUCCUUCGUGUUCUUGGGACCUCCCGGGGCCCUGCAAUGCCUCCUUCUACCAGCAGUGUCCCAGUGGGGAGACCGAGUGUGUCCAGCUGAGCCUGGUACCUGAAGCAGGCGGCCGGAACGUGAGCGUGCGCGGCUGCGGCUCCCGCGCCCUGUGCAGGAGGACCCUGGCGCGGACCGAGGGGCCCCUGGCGCUCCCGGGCCACCGACUCGCCGGCCGCCCCGACUGCAGCUCCGGCCAGCGCGCCGUCAUGGACUCCAAGUGCCAACUGGGCGCGGGACCCCGCCUCGGCGCGGCCCUGCCGGUGCUGGUGGUGGCCCUGGGCACAGCGAUGCUCUCCUGAGGGACCCUAAUCGGCCACCCUUGCAGGGGGAGCUCCUCCUCCUUGUACCUUGUGUUGGCAGAUGGCGUCCUGGCUCCCCUCUCAUGGGGCAUUUCUGGGGCCUGGAAGCUUCUGGUAAAGAAAAUCAGGAACCAGAGCUGAGCCUCUUCCCUCAGAUUAGGAUUUCCCCAAAUCCAGGCCUUCUGUUUGAGAUUAAGAGCUUCCCCAAGGCUGGUCCUAAUUCUUUGCAUCAGAGCUACUUCCGUCUCAGAUUAAGGCCCAUGCCCCACCGAAGUCCAUACCUCCUCCCUCAGACUAGGGCUGUUUUACCCCCUUCAGACUAAAACCACCUGCCCCUGCUGAACUCAGGCCUCUGUUCAACUAGGGCUAAAUCUCCUCCCUCAGAUUAGGGCUCCCCCAAACCAGACUGCCUCCUCCCUCAGACUGGGGCUGAUUUUCUCCUUCCCCAGAUUAGAAAAGCCCCCAUGGCUACACAUUCUCCUUCGGACUAGAGGGCCCCAAAGACUAAACCUCCUUCCUCAAACUAGGGGAUCCCCAAGACCAGGCUACUCCCUCAGAUUGUGUCUCUUCUCAAACACUGGGAAGCAACUCCCCCUUCUUCUGUCUCCUUCUUUAGGGUCUAGCAGUAUCCAGGGGAGCCAAGGUGGGGCAUGGGGACCACCGCCUUCCCAGGCUUUUAGAGUGCUCCAUUCGACUCCCACCAGGGCCAGGGUGGGCAGGGGGCUUGAGUGGGGUGAGAAGUCUGUCUUCUGCCUGGGCCCAAACUCCCAGCUGUAAUCAAAUCUGAAUGAAUUACAUCCCACAAUGCCGAGUGGUUUGGAUUUCCUUUUUUGAAGUU
Molecule: messenger RNA, 2155 nt
Organism: Choloepus didactylus (southern two-toed sloth)
Lineage: Eukaryota; Metazoa; Chordata; Mammalia; Pilosa; Megalonychidae
Product: phospholipase A2 inhibitor and Ly6/PLAUR domain-containing protein
Exons: 5
Coding region: 466-1317 (283 amino acids)
Source: RefSeq, a predicted model, not a curated record